This is a messenger RNA of Peromyscus eremicus (cactus mouse), 2616 nucleotides long. RefSeq names its product cartilage oligomeric matrix protein (gene Comp). Gene Ontology annotation, biological process: cell adhesion. Bases 601 to 2487 code for a protein of 628 amino acids. Gene Ontology annotation, molecular function: calcium ion binding. Gene Ontology annotation, cellular component: extracellular region. The record is from RefSeq and is a predicted model, not a curated record. The transcript has 16 exons. Lineage: Eukaryota; Metazoa; Chordata; Mammalia; Rodentia; Cricetidae.
ACCCACACCCCCGCCGUCCUGACGCUACCCGGGCAAACCCCACCACAAACUCCCUCCUUCCCGACGACCCCCUUAUCCACCGAGGGUGCCCUCCCGCCCCUAACCGGAGGCGCAAGUCCAGAAGAUCUCACAUUUACCGGGGGAGCCCCACCCAGGCCAGCUCCACCUCUGUCCCAGACGCCCCCCCUGACCACGCCUUCUGCUCCUACUGACGCCCACCCCGACGACCCUUUGGACACUGGGGGUGGCUCUCCCCAGCCAUCUUCCUCACCACUGGGGCCCGAUCAGUCCUCUGCUUUGGAAAGCCACCCUCCUCGCCGCCGCGCCUGCACGCCCCGUCGGCCACUUCCUCCCUCAGCUGGGGAUGCCCGUCCCCCAAGUUCAUUUCCUCACCCCUGAGGGGUCACAACCCCAUGUCCAUCAAGGCAAAGUCAUCUGCGACCCUUGGGAUCUCCAUCCCGUGUGACACGCUACUCCCAAGAGCUGGCUGAUGGCCCUGGCUGUGAACCAUUCUGGUCUGGUGGCGCACGCCUUUAGCCCCCAGCUCCCAGGAGGCAGAGGCAGGCCGAUCUCUUUGAGUUCAAGGCCAGCCUGGUCUACAUGUGCAACGCUCACCCCUGUUUCCCGCGCGUGCGGUGCGUCAAUACCAGCCCUGGCUUUCGCUGCGAAGCCUGUCCGCCUGGGUACAGCGGCCCCACCCACGAGGGCGUGGGGCUGGCCUUCGCCAAGACCAACAAACAGGCUUGCACGGAUAUUAACGAGUGUGAGACCGGGCAGCACAAUUGCGUUCCAAAUUCCUUGUGCGUCAACACCCGGGGAUCCUUCCAGUGCGGCCCCUGCCAGCCCGGCUUCGUGGGUGACCAGACGUCAGGCUGCCAGCGGCGAGGGCAGCGCUUCUGCCCGGACGGGUCACCCAGCCCGUGCCAUGAGAAAGCGGACUGCGUCCUGGAGCGCGACGGCUCGAGGUCGUGCGUGUGUGCAGUCGGCUGGGCCGGCAACGGGCUCCUAUGCGGCCGCGAUACGGACCUAGACGGUUUCCCAGACGAGAAGCUGCGCUGCUCAGAGCGCCAAUGCCGCAAGGAUAACUGCGUGACGGUGCCCAACUCGGGGCAGGAGGACGUGGACCGCGACGGCAUCGGAGAUGCUUGUGACCCAGACGCGGACGGAGAUGGAAUCCCCAACGAGGAAGACAACUGCCCGCUGGUUCGAAACCCAGACCAGCGCAACUCGGACAGCGAUAAGUGGGGAGACGCCUGUGACAACUGCCGGUCCCAGAAGAACGAUGACCAGAAAGAUACAGACCGGGAUGGCCGGGGCGAUGCCUGCGAUGACGACAUUGAUGGCGACCGAAUAAGAAAUGUAGCUGACAACUGUCCCAGGGUGCCCAACUCUGACCAGAGUGACAGCGAUGGGGACGGCGUUGGGGAUGCCUGUGACAACUGUCCCCAGAAGGAAAACCCGGACCAGAGGGACGUGGAUCACGACUUUGUGGGCGAUGCCUGUGAUAGCGACCAAGACCAGGACGGGGACGGACACCAGGACUCCCGGGACAACUGCCCCACAGUGCCCAACAGCGCCCAGCAGGACUCGGACCACGAUGGCGAGGGCGAUGCCUGUGAUGACGACGACGACAACGACGGAGUCCCCGACAGCCGGGACAACUGCCGCCUAGUGCCCAACGCGGGCCAGGAGGACAAAGACGGGGACGGCGUGGGUGAUGCGUGUCAGGGCGACUUUGACGCUGACAAGGUCGUAGACAAGAUCGACGUGUGCCCCGAGAACGCCGAGGUCACUCUCACCGACUUCAGGGCUUUCCAGACGGUCGUGCUGGACCCCGAGGGUGAUGCGCAGAUCGAUCCCAACUGGGUGGUGCUCAAUCAGGGAAUGGAGAUCGUGCAGACCAUGAACAGCGACCCUGGCCUAGCUGUGGGUUACACGGCCUUCAAUGGCGUAGACUUCGAGGGCACGUUCCACGUGAACACGGCCACUGAUGACGACUACGCUGGCUUCAUCUUCGGCUACCAAGACAGCUCGAGUUUCUAUGUGGUCAUGUGGAAACAGAUGGAGCAGACCUACUGGCAGGCCAACCCCUUCCGGGCGGUGGCUGAGCCGGGGAUCCAGCUCAAGGCUGUCAAGUCCUCCACGGGUCCCGGAGAACAGCUCCGAAACGCACUGUGGCACACGGGGGACACAGCGUCCCAAGUACGGCUGCUGUGGAAGGAUCCUCGCAACGUGGGAUGGAAGGAUAAGACAUCCUACCGCUGGUUCCUGCAACACCGGCCUCAAGUUGGCUACAUCAGGGUACGGUUCUACGAGGGUCCCGAGCUAGUGGCUGACAGCAAUGUGGUGCUGGACACAGCCAUGCGUGGUGGCCGCCUGGGCGUCUUCUGCUUCUCCCAAGAGAACAUCAUCUGGGCUAACCUGCGCUACCGCUGUAAUGACACAAUCCCUGAGGACUAUGAGAGUCACCGGCUGCGGAGGGCCUAGGGACCUCAAGUGUGGCACUGCUGACUGAUGGGCUGUGGUAGCCUGAGCUACACGUGUCUGAGUCUGGCAUCCCUCUGGAGGGGUGUCUGGCCUGGAGAGGAAAGGCUAAUAAAGUAUGAAUGUGGGGGA